Messenger RNA from Procambarus clarkii (red swamp crayfish), 3750 nucleotides. The record is from RefSeq and is a predicted model, not a curated record. Lineage: Eukaryota; Metazoa; Arthropoda; Malacostraca; Decapoda; Cambaridae.
AUGUUAGGUACCUUUCCGGCUGCUAAUAUUGGCUCCAGCAGUCUCACUAUAUAUGUGAUGUCUACGGACGGUAAGUCCCUCGGCUGGAAAGGUAAGAACAGAGGAAAGGCGACCUGCCAGAGCCCUCACCGACCUGCCAGAGCCCUCACCGACCUGCCAGAACCCUCACCGACCUGCCAGAGCCCUCACCGACCUGUCAGAGCCCUCACCGACCUGCCAGAGCCCUCACCGACCUGCCAGAACCCCCACCGACCUGCCAGAGCCCCACCGACCUGCCAGAGCCCUCACCGACCUGCCAGAACCCCCACCGACCUGCCAGAACCCCCACCGACCUGCCAGAGCCCCCACCGACCUGCCAGAGCCCCACCGACCUGCCAGAGCCCUCACCGACCUGCCAGAGCCCUUACCGACCUGCCAGAACCCCCACCGACCUGCCAGAGCCCUUACCGACCUGCCAGAACCCCCACCGACCUGCCAGAGCCCCCACCGACCUGCCAGAGCCCUCACCGACCAGCCAGAGCCCUAACCCACCUGCCAGAACCCCCACCGACCUGCCAGAGCCCUUACCGACCUUCCAGAACCCCCACCGACCUGCCAGAGCCCUUACCGACCUGCCAGAACCCCCACCGACCUGCCAGAGCCCUUACCGACCUGCCAGAGCCCUCACCGACCUGCCAGAGCCCUUACCGACCUGCCAGAACCCCCACCGACCUGCCAGAGCCCUUACCGACCUGCCAGAACCCCCACCGACCUGCCAGAGCCCUUACCGACCUGCCAGAGCCCUUACCGACCUGCCAGAGCCCCCACCGACCUGCCAGAGCCCUUACCGACCUGCCAGAGCCCCCACCGACCUGCCAGAGCCCUCACCGACCUGCCAGAGCCCCCACCGACCUGCCAGAGCCCUUACCGACCUGCCAGAGCCCUCACCGACCUGCCAGAGCCCUUACCGACCUGCCAGAGCCCUUACCGACCUGCCAGAGCCCCCACCGACCUGCCAGAACCCUCACCGACCUGCCAGAGCCCUCACCGACCUGCCAGAGCCCUUACCGACCUGCCAGAACCCCCACCGACCUGCCAGAGCCCUUACCGACCUGCCAGAGCCCUCACCGACCUGCCAGAGCCCUUACCGACCUGCCAGAACCCCCACCGACCUGCCAGAGCCCUUACCGACCUGCCAGAACCCCCACCGACCUGCCAGAGCCCUUACCGACCUGCCAGAGCCCUUACCGACCUGCCAGAGCCCCCACCGACCUGCCAGAGCCCUUACCGACCUGCCAGAGCCCCCACCGACCUGCCAGAGCCCUUACCGACCUGCCAGAACCCCCACCGACCUGCCAGAGCCCUUACCGACCUGCCAGAGCCCUCACCGACCUGCCAGAGCCCUUACCGACCUGCCAGAGCACUUACCGACCUGCCAGAGCCCUUACCGACCUGCCAGAGCCCCCACCGACCUGCCAGAACCCUCACCGACCUGCCAGAGCCCUUACCGACCUGCCAGAGCCCCCACCGACCUGCCAGAGCCCUUACCGACCUGCCAGAGCCCUCACCGACCUGCCAGAGCCCUUACCGACCUGCCAGAGCCCUCACCGACCUGCCAGAGCCCUUACCGACCUGCCAGAGCCCUUACCGACCUGCCAGAACCCCCACCGACCUGCCAGAGCCCUUACCGACCUGCCAGAACCCCCACCGACCUGCCAGAGCCCUUACCGACCUGCCAGAACCCCCACCGACCUGCCAGAGCCCUUACCGACCUGCCAGAACCCCCACCGACCUGCCAGAGCCCUUACCGACCUGCCAGAGCCCUCACCGACCUGCCAGAACCCCCACCGACCUGCCAGAGCCCUUACCGACCUGCCAGAACCCCCACCGACCUGCCAGAGCCCUCACCGACCUGCCAGAACCCCCACCGACCUGCCAGAACCCCCACCGACCUGCCAGAGCCCUUACCGACCUGCCAGAACCCCUACCGACCUGCCAGAACCCCCACCGACCUGCCCGAGCCCUCACCGACCUGCCAGAGCCCUCAACGACCUGCCGAACCCCCACCGACCUGCCAGAGCCCUCACCGACCUGCCAGAGCCCUCACCGACCUGCCAGAACCCCCACCGACCUGCCAGAGCCCUCACCGACCUGCCAGAGCCCUCACCGACCUGCCAGAACCCCCACCGACCUGCCAGAACCCCCACCGACCUGCCAGAGCCCUCACCGACCUGCCAGAGCCCUCACCGACCUGCCAGAACCCCCACCGACCUGCCAGAGCCCUCACCGACCUGCCAGAGCCCUCACCGACCUGCCAGAACCCCCACCGACCUGCCAGAACCCCCACCGACCUGCCAGAGCCCUCAUCGACCUGCCAGAGCCCUCACCGACCUGCCAGAGCCCUCACCGACCUGCCAGAGCCCUCACCGACCUGCCAGAACCCCCACCGACCUGCCAGAGCCCCCCACCGACCUGCCAGAGCGCCACCGACCUCCAGUAGGUGGGCCCCAGCCAGAGAGUGGGCUCCAGCCAGAGAGUGGGACCCAGCCAGUAGGUGGUCCCCAGCCAGUAGGUGGGCCCCAGUCAGUAGGUGGGCCCCAGUCAGUAGGUGGGCCCCAGUCAGUAGGUGGGCCCCAGCCAGUAGGUGGGCCCCAGCCAGAGAGUGGGACCCAGCCAGUAGGUGGUCCCCAGCCAGUAGGUGGUCCCCAGCCAGUAGGUGGGCCCCAGUCAGUAGGUGGGCCCCAGUCAGUAGGUGGUCCCCAGCCAGUAGGUGGGCCCCAGCCAGUAGGUGGGACCCAGCCAGUAGGUGGGCCCCAGCCAGAGAGUGGGACCCAGCCAGUAGGUGGUCCCCAGCCAGUAGGUGGUCCCCAGCCAGUAGGUGGUCCCCAGCCAGUAGGUGGGCCCCAGCCAGUAGGUGGGACCCAGCCAGUAGGUGGGACCCAGCCAGAGGGUGGGCCCCAGCCAGUAGGUGGGCCCCAGCCAGUAGGUGGGACCCAGCCAGAGGGUGAGCCCCAGCCAGAUGGUGGGCCCCAGCCAGUAGGUGGGCCCCAGCCAGAGAGUGGGCCCCAGUCAGAGAGUGGGACCCAGCCAGUAGGUGGUCCCCAGUCAGUAGGUGGGCCCCAGUCAGUAGGUGGUCCCCAGCCAGUAGGUGGGCCCCAGCCAGUAGGUGGGACCCAGCCAGUAGGUGGGCCCCAGCCAGUAGGUGGGCCCCAGCCAGUAGGUGGUCCCCAGCCAGAGAGUGGUCCCCAGCCAGUAGGUGGUCCCCAGCCAGUAGGUGGGCCCCAGCCAGUAGGUGGGCCCCAGCCAGUAGGUGGGCCCCAGCCAGUAGGUGGGACCCAGCCAGUAGGUGGGACCCAGCCAGUAGGUGGGACCCAGCCAGUAGGUGGGACCCAGCCAGUAGGUGGGACCCAGCCAGUAGGUGGUCCCGAGCCAGUAGGUGGUCCCCAGCCAGUAGGUGGUCCCCAGCCAGUAGGUGGUCCCCAGCCAGUAGGUGGUCCCCAGCCAGUAGGUGGUCCCCAGCCAGUAGGUGGUCCCCAGCCAGUAGGUGGUCCCCAGCCAAUAGGUGGUCCCCAGCCAGUAGGUGGGCCCAAGCCAGUAGGUGGGCCCCAGCCAGUAGGUGGGCCCCAGUCAGUAGGUGGGCCCCAGCCAGUAGGUGGGACCCAGCCAGUAGGUGGGCCCCAGCCAGUAGGUGGGACCCAGCCAGUAGGUGGGACCCAGCCAGUAGGUGGGACCCAGCCAGUAGGUGGGACCCAGCCUAGUGUCAGUAAUUAG